Adineta steineri is the source of this 996-nucleotide messenger RNA. The record is from the annotation of a GenBank genome assembly. NCBI's taxonomy places the organism in Eukaryota, Metazoa, Rotifera, Eurotatoria, Adinetida, Adinetidae.
AUGUUUCUCGUAUCCUGUACAAUUUUUGGUAUAUUCUUAUUUAUUUUGGGUACAUUUGGUAAUGGUUUAUGUAUAUUAGUAUUUCUUCGAAAAAAAUUUCGUUAUCGUAUGAUAACACCAUUUUUUAUUGUUCUAUUAUUAGCUGAAUCAAUUUAUUUACUAUUUCGUUUAAUUAAAUUAUUCUGGUAUUCUCAAACACUUUUUCAACUUAGUAAACAUUCAGAUUGCUCAAAUACAUUUGUGGUACGAGUAUAUCGACAUGCGACACAAACUUGGCCACAACUAUUAGUACCCUUAAUACAUUCAGAAACAUAUAUACGUUUUUCAUUAAUAUUAAUGUGUAUUGUAACUGUACAGCGAACAACAUUAAUUACACGCUCGCUAAAACGUCUUGUUUUACCAGCAUCAUAUAAUGAUACACAUAGCCAUAAAUGGAAAUUUUUAUUAAUCUUAUUAGCAUUUACUAUUGCAUAUUUAUUUGAAUUUGCUGGUUUAACAUUAUUUUGUUCGAAAUCAAUUGAUCCUGAUACAUCAUAUGAAUGGUUUGUGUAUAUGGGUAAAAAUAUGGAAAAUUCAACACAAUCUUUCAUAGAUUCAAUGACUGAUCAACCUGAUUUAAAAUGUGUUAAUCAUAUGUUAACAACAUUUCAAAAUCAGUCAUAUAAUGAAAGUUCAAUUAUAAAUAAUAAUGAAAUAUGUACAAAAGAACAAUUAAUGAAUAUAUUAUCCAAUCAUUUUGAUCAACAUGAAAGAUCAAUUGUUAAAAUAAUACGAAGAAUUUUAAUGAAUCAAACAGGUGAUAUUCCAUCAUUAAAUGAAGUUCGUCGAAAAUUUCAUUUUCAUGAAUGCGUAUUUCCUCAAGAACCAAAUUUUUUUCUUCGACAUUAUAAUUUCAUGUACAAUCGAAUAAUUGGUUUUAAUCGUCGUACAUUACUCUUAGGUAAAACAAUAUUUUUAUCUUCUAUCAGAAAAGAUUACGUAGAUUAUAGAAUAUGA